Messenger RNA from Xylaria bambusicola, 956 nucleotides. RefSeq lists its product as uncharacterized. The transcript has 2 exons. The record is from RefSeq and is a predicted model, not a curated record. Lineage: Eukaryota; Fungi; Ascomycota; Sordariomycetes; Xylariales; Xylariaceae. The coding region runs from base 217 to 579 and encodes 120 amino acids.
AGGGCUGUGCGACACUGGGCUUGAAUUGGGAAGAGACGGGAAAGGGACCUGCGACGAGACGAUAGCUGAUCAGGGACAACGUUAGGGCAAACAGACUAGGCGAGCGGUCCCUACCUCUGCCGGAGUAGGUCGGCACAAUAUCUUCUCGCCUUAUCCUAGCCGUCGGAAAUUCGUCCAGACGUACUACCGGACAACGGACAACGAGGGUGAGGCGCGAUGUUUUCACGGAAUCAAGGAGCCUACCACGCGCCACUUCCUGGCCCCCGCCGCGGCGCAGUACCACCGACACCUGGCCCGGGCGGCCGCGGCUCAUGGCCUACGCCCAAGCGCAUGAUCUGGACAGGCGCAUUCGCCGCCGUGACCAUCGUCGGUACCAUCUACGGCGCGGGACUAAAGACGCAGCAAGAGUAUCGCGCUGAAAAGAAACAAAUCUUAGAAACCUCAAUAGAAGAGCGCAUCAGCGCGCUCGAGGCCCGGCGGGCGCAGCUCGUGAGGCAGAAGCAGCCUCUUGAGAAGAAGCGAGAGGAGCUGCAGCUACGCAUUGAGAAGCAGAAUCAGGCAACAGAUACCCGUUCUUGAUCCUGAUCCCAGAUUAUUAUCUACGCAUUCUUGUCUUACCCUUGUGAAAGGCAGAAAGGUACUGAAAACCCGAAGCAGGGAUGAAAUAAUGACUUGGUCAAGCGAUGUUCACGCGGAGUUAACUCUACUCCCGAGUCUCACCUUGGUCUAGGGAGGAAAGAAAGAAGCUCUAGAGAAGCUACUACCAGGACAAGGCAACAAAGAUGGCGCUCAGACUUAAGGGGCCGUUUACGUCACAGAUGCAAGUCCUUGUUGUCCGUUCUGCAAUUUGAUGCGACGUUAUGAAGCCGCUCUUCAGAGCUAAGGUCGACUAUACAGAUGGGCUGUGCUGAAUGUCAACUCCGGUACCUAGGUUACCGCGUCAGCUGAUAGGACUA